ACCCGAGUUCACCCAGGCUCACCCUUCUAGGGCCUUCUUCCCGCAUGUUCACUCGGUGAACACUCACCGUCCGACGGAAGAAUAAUAUAUAAUGCCGCAUGGACAUCGCCAAACUCACCAGGUUCAGGUUGACUUUACCUGCCCACCAUGCCAGGUCUCAAAUUAACUGCGACUGCUCUUCUCUCGCUCUUUCCACUGCAAGUUUUCGCCGGGCCCUCAGUCCUGCGCUCCCGCGAAUCCAAUUUUGACGUGAUUCCUCCUGGAUUCACACUAGUCGGGACACCACCCAGUGACUCGAUCAUUGAUAUUCGAAUCGCUCUCAAGGCUGCGGACAAUGCGGGACUUCAAUCGAGACUUUACGAAGUCAGUACUCCUGGAAGCGCGUCGUAUGGCCAGUAUUUAACCAAAGAUCAGAUAAAAUCAUACGCUGCCCCAUCAUCUGAUUCCAUAACAGCCGUUACUUCCUGGCUUCUAUCACAGAAUAUAUCGGCUACAUCAACUGGCCCUUCUGGGGAAUACUUAUCUUUCUCGAUCCCAGUCUCAGAGGCGAACAACCUUCUCAAUGCCGAGUACACUAAUUUCACCUAUAGCUCACCUAGCUCUUCCACCAGCCAGGUAACCCAUACGUGGGGCUUAUACACGUCCGCUUAUAGCAUUCCAUCUGACUUGGCGGAGCACAUUACCCUCGUUUAUCCCUCGUUUGCGUUUGCUCCUCCUGUCAAUCGGAACGGGCGAACUAUUCUAUAUCCCAAAGCUGCUGCGACUGCUCGUAGGACUGCUAGUGCCAAGUUCGCGACGCGAGCUAAUACCGCUCCUGCGUCUUGUGAGACGUUGGUUCCACCUUCAUGUCUGCAAUCCUUGUACGGUAUUCCCAGCACGCCUGCGACCCAGCCUUCCAAUGUUCUCGGAGUUGCUUCUUUGCAAUCUAAUUGGGCUUUGGAAACGGACCUGGAAGCUUUCCUUACUGAAUACAGACAAGACAUGUCUUCCAAUACAACUUUCAUCCUCGUCAGCGUUGAAAACGGGACAAAUCCGCAAGAAGAGGGUUAUGCGUCUUAUGAGGCGAGCCUUGAUGUUCAAUACACAGUCGGUAUUGCCACCAACGUUCCCACCGACUUCAUCUCUGUCGGCAACAUCGAUACUGAUUUCUUCACAAGUUUGACUGAUUUGGCGGAGUACCUCAUUACCGCGGAUGAUCCCCCGCAAGUGGUGACGACCAGUUACGGAGUUGCAGAGGGAUUUUUGACAGCUAGUGAAGCGGGGUUGAUGGAACAAGUUUGUAACUCUUUCAUGCAAGCUACCUCGCGUGGCAUCUCUUUGAUGUUUGCUUCUGGUGACGACGGUGCAGGCGGGUGUACAGCAGGCACGACCAACCUCACUCUAUUCACUGCGUUUCCUGCUGCGUGCCCCUACGUCACUGCCGUUGGGUCUGUUACAGGAAUUAACCCGGAAGUUGCUUCAAAUUUCAGCGGUGGUGGUUUUUCAGACUACUUCUCCCGACCCUCUUACCAAGACACCGUCGUCUCUUCGUACUUUUCAUCCAUUGGUUCCGCCAAUGAGGGUCUAUACAAUACUUCAGGACGAGCGGUUCCUGAUAUCGCUGCUCAAGGUGAAAACAUACCUAUCAUCACCAAUGGUAGACAGGUUUUAGAGCUGGGCACAUCGGCGUCAAGUCCCAUUUUUGCGAGCGUAAUCAGCUUAGUUAACGAUAGGCUUGUUGCGGAGGGUAAACCAGUGCUGGGUUUCUUGAAUCCUUUCAUCUACAGCAACCCUCAAGCAUUCUUUGAUAUCGUCGAUGGAAGUACUCCAGGCCUUGUACCCGCUGAUUGUCCUGGAACUGUAGGUUGGUCUGCUACAGAAGGAUGGGAUCCGGCUACUGGGUUCGGUACACCAAACUUUAACGCUAUCGUUGCUGCUGCAGGGCUCUGAGAAGAGAUGAGGCACCUUGAGUAAACUGUACUGAAGUCUCCUAAACUCGGACUUAUUUACACAAACAAAUAUGUCAAAGUAAUUCGACGCUCAUUAUUCAUUGCGUUUUGGCUUCCCUCCUGCUUCGCUCAUCAUUGUGUUUCUUGAUGACCUUCAUUGGGAGCCUGUGGGCGACAAUGACGUUGUUUCCGGUUCUACCGUCCAUCUUGUCAAGGUAGCCAGCACAGCAACAAGCACAUCGCUGGGUUCAGAGUUUCCCUACAGUGAAAUGUAUUGGGGAACUUUUA
Lentinula edodes (shiitake mushroom) is the source of this 2216-nucleotide messenger RNA. Its product is annotated as peptidase S8/S53 domain-containing protein. NCBI's taxonomy places the organism in Eukaryota, Fungi, Basidiomycota, Agaricomycetes, Agaricales, Omphalotaceae. Gene Ontology annotation, biological process: proteolysis. Gene Ontology annotation, molecular function: serine-type endopeptidase activity; tripeptidyl-peptidase activity. The coding region runs from base 148 to 1929 and encodes 593 amino acids. The record is from RefSeq and is a predicted model, not a curated record. The transcript has 12 exons.